Molecule: messenger RNA, 648 nt
Organism: Laetiporus sulphureus 93-53
Lineage: Eukaryota; Fungi; Basidiomycota; Agaricomycetes; Polyporales; Laetiporaceae
Exons: 3
Source: RefSeq, a predicted model, not a curated record
CGCCGCGAGAACAUAAAGGAAUGGAUUCUCUGGGCUCUCUUUGGAACUCACCACGACGGGUACAAGGAGGAGUGCGCUGAGGAGGUAGAAUUUCACAUCCAGAUGCUGGAGAAGCAUACCGGAAGCAAGCUGGAUCAUGGCUGGAGCCACUCGGUCAAGUGCAUGCGACUCGCACUCGAUCCUGUCGUAUCGCUCCACAGGCCGCUGUGUUGGUAUGUCAUCGUCGGGAUCGUAGACACUAUCACCUCUGCCCAGCUGGCGUUAGGAGGGUUCAGGCAUUACGACAACAAAAAUCCCCUCGGCUGCUUUCCGCCAAGAUGGUCUUCUCUGUUCUCUCGACGUUCUCCGGACGCGAAUAUCGCGUACUGGUAUCGGCCGCACCGAUCAAAGACGAAGCAUCCAGUUCUCUUUCUGCAUGGCAUCAGGAUCGGACUAUGGCCCUAUACCCCCUUCCUUCAAGAGCUGGUCGCCAAAGACCUCAACGUCGGCAUCAUCGCCAUCGAGAACCUCUCCGUCAGCGUGCACAUCUGCGCACCACCCCUCCCAUGCGCCGAGAUGCUCGCAGCACUCACGUGCAUCCUCGAGCACCAUCAUCACACUUCCUUCGUACUCGCCGCCCGGUCGACGCAAUCGGUGCCUCCGUUCUGA